Molecule: messenger RNA, 882 nt
Organism: Recurvomyces mirabilis
Lineage: Eukaryota; Fungi; Ascomycota; Dothideomycetes; Mycosphaerellales; Teratosphaeriaceae
Exons: 2
Coding region: 1-882 (293 amino acids)
Source: RefSeq, a predicted model, not a curated record
AUGUCUCCACCAAAUGAUGAUCCAGUGGCCAACUCAUCCCACGAACAAGAAGAACCUCUGCUCCGAACACCGACAAGGCACUAUGAGUCCUUCCUCGCCAAUCCUCACGGCGUCAAGAAGUCUCGGAAUCGCAACAACAACAACGUUGCCUCGAGAUCCUGGUCAGAGUACCUCAAUACGAAAAUCACAACGCGCUAUACCGACCUCGUCCUCAUCUUCUGCUUCGGCACAGGAAACACCAUCUUCGCCGCCCUAGGCGUCUCGAAUCUGCCAGCCCAACAGCCAAAAUACGCCUGGGCAAAGUCCUUGACUUCCAUCCUCGCCUACCUCCUCGGCGCUCUCGUCUUCUCCAACUUCCACCGCUUCGUCGGCGAAAGGAAACGCUGGGCCUUCGCCUUCUCGUUCCUUGUCCAAGCAGCCGUAACUUUGAUCGCAGCCAUCCUGGUAGGCAACCGCAGCGUCUCCGGCUCACCCGUCAGUCUGUCAUUCUCAACCUCGACAAUACCCGAAGAUCCUGGCUUUCCGUGGACAGAUCUCAUACCUAUAUCUCUCCUUGCCUUCCAGGCUUCUGGCAAAGUAGCGGCCAGUAGGAUCUUGGGCUGGAAUGGCCUGCCUACUGUGGUACUCACAUCAUUGUAUAGUGACUUCAUGGGCGAUCCGGGGUUAUUGGCGGGUCCGUUCGCAAAUGCCACAAGGAACCGCCGACUUGCAGCAAUCAUAUUCUAUCUCGGAGGCGCAGUGGCUGCUGGUCCGCUUGUGAAAAGCGGACCAGGCUUCUCGGGUCUGCUGUACGUGGCUGUAGGGAUGAAGUUUGGGGUCGUGCUUUCAUGGAUCCUGUGGCCCGAGGAGAAGGAGGAGCAGGGUGAUGAGGAAGGUAAUUAG